CUAGCUAGCCUCCACCGCCGCCGAACGGAGUGACCGGUUGCCGCCGUCCGUGGCUGUCCGAAGAGUUUCUCUUUGUACUGUCGGUGUUUUUCCAAGUCAGAUCCCCUAUUUGAUGUCUUCUUCAUCACUCGGCGCCCAUCCUCCGUCGGAUUCUUCCUGCUGCUCGCAGUCGUCUUGUCGCCGUCGUCUCGGCGUCAUUAUCUCGAAGGGAACAACUAUGCAUGCUUCUGUAGGUGAGGAUCUGAUAUCUGUGUUUGAGUCAUUGAUAUCGGAAGGAACUGUGUAUGUUUUUACAUACUUUGGAGUUAACAACAACUGUGAGUUGUAUUGCACAACAUCGCAUCAAUUUCGGUUAUUUUUUCAAGAUAGAACUACUGUCUUACCCUCUUUCUGUGAUGCAAUACCGUUAUAUGGUAUUAAGUUGGUCCCUUUUAGGAAAAUUAUGGGAUACUCUCCUCAUCAUCCUUUUUUGGUUGACGUUGCUGGAGUUAUGGCCGGCGUAGAGGGUGAGAGGAAAUACAUGAACGAUGGCAAACUUAUUAACAUGAUGUUUACAGCUUAA
Messenger RNA from Arachis duranensis, 562 nucleotides. RefSeq lists its product as uncharacterized. Bases 113 to 562 code for a protein of 149 amino acids. NCBI's taxonomy places the organism in Eukaryota, Viridiplantae, Streptophyta, Magnoliopsida, Fabales, Fabaceae. The record is from RefSeq and is a predicted model, not a curated record. The transcript has 4 exons.